Messenger RNA from Punctularia strigosozonata HHB-11173 SS5, 1158 nucleotides. RefSeq lists its product as uncharacterized. Lineage: Eukaryota; Fungi; Basidiomycota; Agaricomycetes; Corticiales; Punctulariaceae. The transcript has 10 exons. Gene Ontology annotation, molecular function: G protein-coupled receptor activity. Bases 1 to 1158 code for a protein of 385 amino acids. Gene Ontology annotation, biological process: adenylate cyclase-activating G protein-coupled receptor signaling pathway. Gene Ontology annotation, cellular component: plasma membrane. The record is from RefSeq and is a predicted model, not a curated record.
AUGGGUGUAUACGGGGAUACUGCUUCGAUGCUGGGAAGCUCUGUUCAGCUCUACUCUGGGUCUGAUGAGGCAGGUGUCUUGGCCAUCGUGGUUUCCAGCGCGCUUUCACUCCUCGUGACGCUGAUCAUGGCCGUUAUGAUGACCCCGGUUUUGCUUCACCGCCCGAAAGGGCCCAGGAGUCAUGUCGCUCCUAUACUAUCGUCACUUAUGGCAGCGACCGUGCUCCAGGCGGUUGGUUCACUCAUGAACCUUCGUUGGGUGCUCCAAGGGUAUGCCGACAACAGCACGUUUUGCAGCGCUCAAGGUGCAUUAAAGAACACGGGGAACGUUGGAAUUGCCGUAUGGUCUUUCCUCACGGCAGCAUACUCUUUCGAUCGCCUGUUCUUGCGAGAUACCUGCACUAGACUUGGAAAAUGGCUCCUACUCAUCGGAGGAUGGACUGCCGUCGCAUUUGUUCCUCUCAUCGGUCGCGUGGCCAUACAGCGCAAAUCCAAUGGUCCUUACUUCGGUGUAUCUGGUCUGUGGUGUUGGAUCACAGAUGAAUACCCGGUCGAGCGCUUCAUGCUCGAGUACUUCAUCGAAUUCCUCUCCGCGGGACUGUCGUUCAUCCUCUACAUGGCGGUACUCCUGCGCGUGCGCGGCAAUCUGGCGCAGAGCAACGGAAAAUGGCGCUUGCGCUGGGUGUCCAAGGAAGACGCGUGGCAGCUCGCCAUCAGCCGCGACCUCAUCGAUUCGCUCAUGCAAAAAGUCGCUCUGUUCGCUGUUCUGUUCCCGGUUGCAUACGGUAUCUUGCUCGUCCCUAUCGCGCUCGCUCGCUUCACAGAGUUUGCGGGCAAGGACGUGCCGCUUUGGGCGACGGUGCUGGCUGAUAUGAUCUUCAACUUGACGGGGGCCGUGGACGCGAUCCUGAUCCUGGUCUUGCGGCGCAAGCUUCCCGAGAUGGCGGCACUGCCUGACCUGAGCACCAAGCGCCAGAAGGUCGACCUCGACGAUCCGCUGGGAAAGGUGGGCAUCACGCCCUUCUUCGUCCAGCGCCCGACCGGCGGCGAUGAUCUCGAGCGUAUGGUCACCGCGGAGGAGAAGGAACGCGAUAGGAUGAGCCUCAGUUCUGUCGAUAUGAUGUCUCAUCCACCUUUGAAGGCGCGCGAUGUCAUUUGA